Engraulis encrasicolus (European anchovy) is the source of this 2029-nucleotide messenger RNA. RefSeq names its product shootin 1 (gene shtn1). The coding region runs from base 25 to 1818 and encodes 597 amino acids. The record is from RefSeq and is a predicted model, not a curated record. Gene Ontology annotation, biological process: positive regulation of neuron migration; neuron projection morphogenesis. NCBI's taxonomy places the organism in Eukaryota, Metazoa, Chordata, Actinopteri, Clupeiformes, Engraulidae. Gene Ontology annotation, cellular component: axonal growth cone; cytoplasm; cell leading edge. The transcript has 17 exons.
GUGGAGUUGGCUGCAACUGCAAUCAUGGCGACAGACGUCGAAGAUGUGAACAUAGAAAACAUAACCAGACUAUCUGGGGAAGCCGUACAGCAGUAUGAGGCUCUGCGGAGGGACAACGAGAAGACCAGGACGGAGCUUGGGCUGAUGAAAAAGGAGAGGGAUGAUGCUUUGAAAAAGCUUGAGGAUUUUGAAAAAGUGUCCCACAGGGUGAUUCAGGAGGUGAGCAGCAUUCAGGAGAGUCUUGAGAUAGAGAAGACAUGUCGGCAGAGUGUGGAAGCCCUGGCCACCAAGCUGAACCGCCAGAACCGUUCCCUGAAGAGGAAGAGUAUGAUGUUCCUGGCCCAGCUCGGUCCGAUGGCCAUAACGGAGAUCAACAUGGAGGAAGAGGAUGAGGAGGAGGAGGAGGAUGGAGAGGCAGAAGACAAGGGCUGUAGCUCCGUACAGUGCCAGAAAGUCAUCUCAGAGCUUCGUGAGAAGCUUGAGCAAGCGUUUGAGGAAAAGCGAGCCUUGGCUAUGGAUCUGGAGGCCCUGAGAGAGCAGCUAGCCACCACCCAAGCAGAGCUUGUGACAGAAAAGCAGAUAAAUUCACUUCUGACCGCAGAAGCAGACCAACAAAAGCAGCUUCUGAUGAAGUAUAAUCGAGUGUCUGUGUUUGCAGUGGAGGAGUACGGGGCCCUUGAGGAGAGCUUGGAGCUUGAGAGAGGCCUUCGCUCUGAGGCAGAGAAGUUUGCAAGAGAGAUGCUGGUGGAACAGAAGAAGAUGAAGCGUCAGAGUCAGAUCGUGCUCCAGAGUGCCUCGACCAAUGAGGCUUUACAGAAGGCCUUGGAGGAGGUGGCUGAGCUAAGCCACGCCCUCGAGAGCCAGGCCCUUCAGCAUCAGCAGCAGCUGAGGAGCAUGGAGGAGCAGCUGUCCUCCUCUGACCUCCUGAAGGAGGUGGCGGCCCUGCGGAGGAAGGCCGAGCUCCUGGAGGAGGAGAAGAAGGAGUGCUGGGAGAUGCGCACCAAGGCCGAGAGCCAGGCCAAGGACCUCAAGUUCACAGUGGAGGAACUCCAACAGAAGCUUCAGCAGGCUUCCAACCCACUGCCAUCCUCCGCACCCCCUCCCCCUCCUCCUCCUCCACCUCCACCUCCACCACCCUCUAUGAUACCCGCCAACCCCCUCAGUGCUCUGCUUGGCAUGCUGCGCAAGAAGAAGGAGGCUACAGCAGUAGACAUCCCUCUGGUGGAGCACGACUUCCCUGCCAACCCACCCGAAAAAGACAUCAGGCAGCAGGCAGUCGAUGAGAUGAUGCAGAGGAUUAAAAAGGGGGUGCACCUCAGACCUGUCAGACAGGAGCCCAGUAGAGCCAGACCAACACAGAGGGAGCGUAUUCCAUCCAACUCGGCCAUCCAGGAACUCAGAGGCAUUCUGGAUACCUUCAAGCAAUCCCCACACUCCACUGCGAGUGGCGCAACACAGGCUGCAGAUGCACCCUCGGAACUGGAGGUGGCGCUAUUGCGGAGACGAGGCGCUCUCAAGAGCACACAGUCACAGGAUGGCCAAAGCUCACCCACUCGGAAGCACUUCCCCAGCAGCGUCCUGGACUUGACUCGCACCCGAAAGCCGGCCACCGCUAACGCCAACGCCAACGCCAACGCCCCGAGACAGAACUCCACAACCGAGCCCCCUCCUCCCUCCACCACCACCACCGCCUCCCAGGCCGAACAAGCUCAGGAACAGGAGCACCAGAGUCACACCACGCACGACUCACAAGACACGCAGGAGCCCAGGUCCAAUGGAAACCUGCAGCAAGCUGUCCACAUCUCUCCAUCCAUGUGACGCUGGGGUUGAAAAGAAAAAGAGGAUGACCAUAAAGCCAAAGAAUGGGAGAGAGAGACUGACAGCAACAUCGACAGAGAAAAAGACUGAGGGAGAGAGAGAGAGAGAGGAAGAGCAUCAACGAAAGAGAGGAAGAAAAGAACAGCAAGAGGUUGCUUACUGAGCCACACACACACACCACACCAGCGGAGACCAACAACGCUGACAGGAC